Molecule: messenger RNA, 2738 nt
Organism: Impatiens glandulifera
Lineage: Eukaryota; Viridiplantae; Streptophyta; Magnoliopsida; Ericales; Balsaminaceae
Product: neutral ceramidase 1-like
Exons: 10
Coding region: 277-2589 (770 amino acids)
Biological process (GO): sphingosine biosynthetic process; ceramide catabolic process; long-chain fatty acid biosynthetic process
Cellular component (GO): extracellular region
Molecular function (GO): N-acylsphingosine amidohydrolase activity
Source: RefSeq, a predicted model, not a curated record
UGGCAAGAACAGGGGAGAGAGAGAGACUUGGGCCCUCCGCUUGGCAACAUAUAAAUUUCCAUUUUGAUCUUCUCAUCAGUUCUCACUCUUCAUUCAGCCAUGACUGGUUGUUAAGCUUUGCGUGCUCUUCACAUCUUUCUCUUACAGGAGAGCGUUGAGUUUUGAUUUUCCCUCUGAAGAGACUUUUUCAAUCACGACGGAGAAGACGUAUUUCUAUGUUCAGGAGAAAACUACGAAGAACUUGUAAAAUCCAAGGAUUACUAACUAGCUAGAGACAUGUUGCCAUCCAUGGUGAUGUGGAUGUGGAUUCCUCUAUUACUUUUACUACAGAGUAGUAGAGGAAUUGGAGGAGUUUCCGAUUUCUUGAUUGGUCUUGGAAGUUAUGAUAUCACAGGACCUGCAGCUGAUGUUAAUAUGAUGGGUUAUGCUAAUACAGAUCAGGUUGCUUCUGGUGUUCAUGUCAGGUUGAGAUCCCGUGCAUUUAUAGUGGCUGAGCCUAAGGGAAACAGGGUAGUGUUUGUGAAUCUCGAUGCUUGCAUGGCUUCUCAAAUUGUCACGAUUAAAGUGCUUGAGAGAUUGAAUGCUAGAUAUGGAAACCUCUAUACAGAGAAGAAUGUAGCUAUCAGUGGUAUUCACACCCAUGCUGGUCCUGGUGGUUAUUUGCAAUAUGUUGUAUACAUAGUCACAUCACUUGGAUUUGUUAAACAGUCAUUUGAUGCCCUUGUUGAUGGCAUUGAACAAAGCAUCAUUCAAGCUCAUAACAAUCUUCAACCUGGAUCAGUAUUUAUUAACAAAGGGGAGCUUUUAGAUGCCGGUGUCAACCGCAGUCCUAGUGCUUAUUUGAAUAAUCCUGUAACGGAACGCAACAAGUACAAAUAUGAUGUUGAUAAAGAUAUGACACUCCUAAAGUUUGUGGAUGAUGUAUGGGGCCCAGUGGGGAGCUUCAACUGGUUUGCGACUCAUGGGACAUCUAUGAGCCGUACUAACACAUUGAUAAGUGGGGAUAACAAAGGAGCAGCAGCACGGUUUAUGGAAGACCGGUUAAAUAAGAAAGGUGUUGAGGAUUCGCUACCUGAUGAACUUGAGGCUGAAUCAUCACACCGAAGGGUGUCAAAUAUCAUUCCAGUUCUUAGUAAUCGUCACGAGUUGCUUGAGAUUGCUGCUAGCAUACAACCAAGUUCUGGAAAACCAGUUACGCGGUUACUCAGUGUUUCAAAACGUGUGAGAAGUGCUCUGAGACAGGCUGACAAGCCUAUGAUUGUUUCUGCCUUUUGUCAAUCAAACUGUGGUGAUGUUAGCCCAAAUGUGCUUGGUGCGUUUUGCACAGAUACUGGCCUGCCUUGUGACUUCAACCAUAGUACCUGUGGUGGAAAGAAUGAGUUAUGCUAUGGUCGGGGACCUGGUUAUCCCGAUGAGUUUGAGAGCACCCGUCUGAUUGGUGAGAGGCAAUUCAAGAAAGCCAUGGACCUCUUCAACGGUGCAUCUGAACUGUUAAGUGGGAAGGUUGAUUACCGUCAUGCAUACAUAGACUUCUCCAAGUUAGAUGUUACUAUUUCCAAGCAGGAUGGAGUUAACGAGGCAGUUCAUACAUGUCCUGCUGCAAUGGGGUUUGCAUUUGCAGCAGGAACUACUGAUGGACCUGGAGCAUUUGACUUUACGCAAGGGGAUGAAAAGGGGAAUCCUUUCUGGAGGAUGGUCCGGAACUUACUCAAGAAACCAGGAAAGGAACAAGUUGAAUGCCAAUAUCCAAAACCUGUUCUUCUUGAUACUGGAGAAAUGAAGAUUCCUUAUGAUUGGGCACCUUCGGUUCUUCCAAUUCAGAUCAUACGGAUUGGCCAGUUUGUCAUUCUUUGUGUACCCGGAGAAUUCACAACAAUGGCUGGAAGACGUCUCCGUGAUGCAGUGAAGACAGUUCUUCUAACCGAAGGGAAAGCAGAGUUCGAUAGUAGCACCCAUGUUAUUAUUGCUGGUUUAACAAACACUUAUUCCCAAUAUGUGACAACAUUUGAGGAGUACCAUGUUCAGAGAUACGAGGGUGCGUCGACACUGUUUGGUCCACAUACCCUGAGCGCCUACAUACAGGAGUUCAAGAAGCUUGCAUCAGCCCUAGUGGGUGGGCGAGCGGUGGAAGUGGGCCCGCGACCUCCAGACCUUCUAAACAAGCAAAUAAGCUUGCUAGCACCGGUCCUGAUGGACGGAACACCAUCUGGUGUGAACUUUGGAGACGUUAGAGAGGAUGUACCUUUCAAAUUCAACUCCACCUUCAAUAGAGGGGAAAAAGUGAAAGUAGUUUUUUGGUCAGCUAGCCCCAGAAAUGACCUCAUGACUGAAGGGACCUUCGCCCUCGUGGAGCGUCUUCAAGGGAGGGAUACGUGGAUCCCAUCUUACGACGACGACGAUUUCUGUCUUCGGUUUAAGUGGUCAAGGCCUUUCAGACUCAGUUCGAGGAGCCAUGCCACCAUAGAAUGGACUAUCCCGGAAACUGCUGUUUCAGGUGUAUACAGAAUAAGCCAUUUUGGCGCAGCAAAGUCUCUGAUGGGAGCUAUCAGACAUUUCACUGGUUCAUCUGCUGCUUUUGUUGUUGGAUAGAAGGAAGAUUUUCUCUUUGUGUUGUGUUUUCUUUGUUGUUGUUGUUAUAUGUAUAUUUAAAAUGUCUGUAUGAGACAAUUAUGAGGAUUGGGAUAAGGCUGGUGGAUCGCCAUAGGAAGUUAUGCUUUAAUCAAAUGCUUCUUCUCUUU